Messenger RNA from Hylaeus volcanicus, 10674 nucleotides. RefSeq names its product guanine nucleotide-releasing factor 2 (gene C3G). Gene Ontology annotation, biological process: positive regulation of GTPase activity; Ras protein signal transduction. Lineage: Eukaryota; Metazoa; Arthropoda; Insecta; Hymenoptera; Colletidae. Gene Ontology annotation, molecular function: guanyl-nucleotide exchange factor activity. The transcript has 17 exons. Gene Ontology annotation, cellular component: plasma membrane. Bases 834 to 4598 code for a protein of 1254 amino acids. The record is from RefSeq and is a predicted model, not a curated record.
UUUUACAUUAUCGAUGAAUUGUUUUACACGAACACAAUAUUUCAAUUUUUUUUAAAUUUCCUAAUUCCUUAAUUUUCUUGGGCAUAAUCAUAAUCACUGGUAGGAUUAUCCAUUAAAGUCUAAUAAAAUAAUUGUUAGUCCCUAUAUUGUAUAUCCUAUAAAACAACAUACAAUUUCCGACCCAGCAAUUUAAAAAAAAAAAGUAAAUUCUUCACCCACAAUAUUUAUGUACAAUAGUUUCAAAUGUUCGCUCGUCUCAUAUAUAUAUAACGCCGAAAAUACGCUGAAAUUUGAUAAUUAAUCAUCGCGCAAAUUAGUCCGAACCACUCGAUCAAUUUCUUUUGUUUCCAAUAACAUGAAAAUAAUAGGCUGCAGAGAAACUUGUUGAUAUAUUUUAUUAAAUUUUCAAUACAAUUAUAAAUAUUUAAUUUAUAAUUUAAACAACUGAAAUCGAAGGUAAAUCGAUAAUAAUGACGCGAACGAGGGAUCGGUCAAAAUAACUGGCUGCACAGAAACUUCUUGAUAUAUUUUAGUAAGUUUUCAAUAGAACUCUAAAUAUGUAAUUUACAAUUUAAGCGAUUAAAAGUUAAGGUCAAUCGAUAACAAUGAUGCGAGUGAAAAACGUGUGACGAUAACAGGUUGCGUAGAACCUGUUUGAACCGGGUAUCGAUCAGUGCGGUUCGUUUCGCUGUUGGUUGAGAGUGCCUGCCGCGCGAGAAAGAAGAUUGAACUUAAUAGACAAAAACUGUGAUAAAUCAUGGAUACGAGUAAGAUAAAGGUUUCCGGGGAUCUGUGCUUGGAGGAUCGAUCGUGGCUGCUCGAGAUACAGUAAGAUGCCGCAGUACGACGACACCUUCCUCGAGUCGCCGAUUUUUCGUCGACGUACGCGUAGCUACGCGGUGCAGAAAGAGUUCGUGCCGAAGUCGAAAAGCUUCAUCACGGCCACACCUUUGCUGCUAGCCGUGACCAAUCAUGCCAGGACUCUUUCCGGUUCCGUAUCGACCUGCAGCUUGAAAGAAGUCGAGGAACGGUCCGGCGGGAAGGCGCGCGGCGGUAAACUAGCGCGUCGUGCGCGCUCCUUCAAGGAGGACUUCCUGGAGAAGCUCUCCCACAUGCGUUCUCCUGGCAGCGGAAGCGGCGGCGGAGGCAGCGGGGCGGCUACACGGGCGGCCUCGCCCUCCUCGCCGCGAACACCCCGUGACAAAAGCGCGCCUGGCUGCACCGAUACCGCAACCACCAUCGACAAGAAUCCCCUACGAGAUCUGCAUAUCCACGUGCGACAGGUGCAGCUGGCACUGCUCCACUUCAGGGACGUCGUGUCGAAGAAGAAGCUCGAGAUGCUGCCAGGAAAUGGCACCAUCGUCCUCGACACCGUCACCACGAUACACACCGUGCUGAAGUCCUAUCUCCUUUCCGAGAACAGCUCCACUCUGGGAUCAGCGACAAAUCAAGUAUACCAGGCCCUGGCGCAAUUAUUAAAGCUUUGCGAUGAUGUGCUGCUACAUGGCGAUCAGUCUUCUGCGUUGGUCACUGAAAACGUCACGCACAUCAUAGGAUUAGUCGAAGAUGCUGUGAAGAAUUUGGUUGCCCUGGCUAACGAGAAAAUAGCAAACAGACAGAAACCUGCAGCCGUCACAACUAGUAAUAGAACGUCGGGUUAUGGGUCGGAAUUGACGCCACAAAGAAAUUCCUUACCCGAUAUUCCGCUAACCCCGAGGGAAAGGCAGAUUUUAGAGCAAACCGCUGCGACUACUAGUCUGGUCCGUAGUUCGCAUAGUUCAGAGUCGAUUUUAAGGGAUUCUAGUCCACCCCCAAAACCACCACUCCCUGAGAGAACCAACGUGUGUCUGUCGGAGGAGAAUAGUUCGUCCGGGACACCGCCGCCUUUGCCACCGAAACGAAGGACACGGGCUCAGCAGCUGCUAGACGAGUCCGAGGGUCUUUUAGCAUCUAGUCUUGAUAGGGUCUCCCUUCGAAGUCGAUCACCAGAGGAUUCGUCGUCUCUUUUAAGCGCGUCGGCUGGCAGUUUGGAUUCGGCUCUGAAUCAUUCUCGCGACGAGGAUGAGAUACGAGCGAUCAUGGGACCAAACGACGAGUCUCUGAACGACAGUAUGGAUCUCAGCCUGAUGGCUACUAUUCAGGGCAUGCAGGUUAAUGGUACUUCGAACUGUGGUUGCUGGGACGGUUCUGAAACAAGUAUACCGAGCACUAUGCUGUUAGGUCAACAAACUCCUCAAGAAAUGCUUAAUCCAUUUACCGGUAUAGAAGGAAAAAUGGAACGUUUAUCUACCCAAACGCAAGAGUCCGGUUUCGUGUCCAUGCAUUCACAAAGAAGUUCAUCCCAAAGUUAUACCGCCUCUAGUGUGACAUCCAAAAGAUCGUCCCAGCAGAGCAGCGUUAGUUACAAUUCCCAGACGUUCAAUUCACAGCAACAAUCGUUUUCCCAUACCAAGUUAUCUUCGGAUAGCAACGGGUCUAUAUUCACUCAGAAGACAAUGACCAGUUCCGAGAGUACUAUUAGCACAACAAAUAUGUCUGGAAGUGGAGAUCCUGGGCUGUUGGAAAAGCUGGAAAUUGAAUCAGUUUCUGCAUCUGACGCUAACGGCAUACCACCAGCGUUGCCCGAAAAACGUUCAAAAAGAAGGAAAGAACGUCAGCCAUCGCAGUACGACAAUGUACCUGAGAACGAACAUUUAUCAACCUGUAGUUUACACACCAGCAAUGGCGAUAGUCCUGAUGCCAGUGAACCUCCUCCACUUCCUCUCAAAAAAAGACACAUGUUCCAAUCAGUGGCAUAUUCUGUCAUGGCAUACAUGGAGAUGUUUGGGAACUGUUCUCAUAGUAACAAUGACUUCAUAUCUGGUCUUGGGACGCGCCAUUCAGUGGCAGCUUAUAAUUCAAUGCAAGCAGAAUGGCAACAACACGAGAUGGCCCUUACCACAACACAGUCAUGUUCUUUCAUGGCGCAUACUAUGACCACGUUGCACGAUAACUCAAAUACCUCCAUAACAAUGACACCGCCGGUAACCGAAGUAACAAACAAUUCUAGUCUCCCUCCAGCAUUGCCACCAAAGAGAUCCCGUUCCAUUAAAUCAAAUGCAACACCUCCUCCAAUUUCACCAAAACCUACCAUCAGCAUGCAAAGUAUACACAUAAUGGAUCCAAUUGUGACGUCAACUCCAGUGAAAGCAGAAGAAGCUAUCUGUGUUCACGAGAAGAAGGAUCUCACACCUUCGACACCCACGAAGCUGAACAACAUUACCUUAGAUACGAUAUUGCCACCUUCGAGACCCGCGAGUAAUGCACUGUCAUCGAUAUCAGUCGAUGAAAAUACUCUCGAAUUAAGAGACGUUGAGCAAGAUGACAGCAUUUUGGAUGAACUGGACAUCAGCAAGCACUUAGUCUUUAAAAAGCCUGACGAAGAAGGACCAGACAUACGGGGAGGGCAUCCAGAUGCGUUGUUAAUUCAUGCAACUAAAGCUAAUAAACACGAUGAAAAAGAGUCAGACUUUUUGUAUCAGGAAGCAUUCUUGACAACAUACAGGACUUUUAUGCAGCCGCUUGAAUUAAUUCAAAAAUUACAUAGACGUCAUCAACGAUUUUCUUGCUCCGCUGACAUCGUUAAGCAACGGGCAGCGCGGGAAGCGUUUUCCUUAUUAGUUAGAGUUGUUAGCGAUUUAACCAUGUCUGAUCUCGAUGAUACCCUCCUCCAAACCUUGAUGGAAUUCGUGCAACAGUUAGUAUGUAGUGGUGACCUUACCAUGGCAAAAGCUCUACGCGUGAAAAUUUUGGAGAAACACCAAGCAAAACAGUUACAGGCGACGCAACCAAUUCUUUCUUCCCUGAGCGUAACAACGAAGCAAGCUUCUCUCCUCGACUUCAAGAGUGAACAAAUAGCCGAGCAAAUGACACUAUUAGACGCGGAUUUGUUCAUGAAAAUCGAGAUACCGGAAGUGUUGAUCUGGGCCCAAGAACAAAAUGAAGAACGAAGUCCAAAUCUAACCAGGUUCACGGAACAUUUUAACAAAAUGUCAUACUGGGCCAGAUCGAGGAUAUUGGAGCAUAGAUUAGAAAAUGAAGCGAAAGACAGAGAGAAAUACGUGGUUAAAUUUAUUAAAAUAAUGAAACACCUUAGAAAAAUAAAUAAUUUUAAUAGCUAUUUAGCGUUGCUGUCUGCACUGGAUAGCGCGCCUAUUAGAAGGCUCGAGUGGCAGAAACAUAUUACAGAAGGCUUGAAGGAAUACUGUGCUCUUAUCGAUAGUUCCAGCAGUUUCAGGGCUUACAGACAAGCUCUAGCUGAAACGCAGCCGCCGUGUAUUCCAUAUAUCGGACUCGUGUUACAAGAUCUUACGUUCGUGCAUAUUGGAAACAGUGAUCUAUUACCGGAUGGCACUAUAAAUUUUUCAAAGAGAUGGCAGCAGUUUAAUAUCGUUGAAAAUAUGAAGAGGUUCAAAAAAGGGACGUAUUCGUUCAAGAAGCACGAACGUAUAAUAACGUUCUUCAAUAAUUUCAGCGAUUUCCUCUGUGAGGAGGCAAUGUGGCAAAUUUCGGAAAGCAUCAAACCACGUGGUGGUAAAAAAACACAGUCGCAGAACUAGAAUAUAUCUAACCCUUUCACUGCCUGUGUCUCAAAAUCGAAAGGCUGAACCAGUAAAUUAGAAUGUUUAUAUUUAUGGUAUUUAGGUAAAUGCUUAAUUAUGAAUCAAACGAAACCUUAUAGCACCUCGAGGGCGGUGAAAGGGUUAGCAAGAUCUAUACCGUUUCAACAGCCUCUGUGAGGUUGUAUUUUACUUUAUGGAAAUCUUCCUGAUACAAUCCGUAUUCAUGAAGGGAAAUGUAAAACACAAAUCACGCGUUUAAAUUAAAUUGGAAUUUUUAUGUAUUCGUUUUAUUUAAUAUAAUUGUGUAUACGGAAUAUCGAUUGAAUCGAAACGUUAAAGUUGUAAACGUUAGGGAGACUUUAAGUGAAUUAGCUAGCUCGAUAAUAUCUCGAUGCAUUUUUGUAGUGUUUUAUCCUUUUGCCAUAAGACAGUAUGGAGAAAUCGUAUUUGCUAUGGACCUAUGCAACAUAUAUUUAAAGGAUGCAGCUGUAACGAUGCUUACUGUAGCAUAAGGGGAAAAGUACCCUCACUUUUAACUAAUCUAUAUCUAUGUCUAUAUAAAAAUUAUUUAUUUAUUUGCCUUUAAUCAGCGAAAUGUAAAAAGUAGUAGGUGUUCUUCUUUUUUUAACUUAUUUAGAUAUAUACAUAUAAUAUGAUAUAUACAUAUACAUAGAUAUAUACAUAUAUAUAUGUAUACGUCCAUUAUAUAGCUUUAUCGUAGAUAGAAAAACUUUUCAACCGUCAACAGUGAACUGUUGACUGCGCAAGGAAGAAACACCAAUUACGUUAAUUAUUGUAGAGCCAUCGUAGUUUCAGAUCAGCGCCUCGAUGGUGCUUUUCCGAACACAUGGCACGACUGAGCGUAACUGUUACAUAUACUAUUGUAUAUGAUUAUAGAGAACACUUUUUGUUGGGAACUUGUUAAUAGGUAUCCAAGCUUUCAGCUUUAAGUCGAAUGGUUAUCCAGAAAUAUGGGUAAAUUAAAUGUGACACCACGAUCGUAACGAAAGAAUUGAAUUGAAAAACCUUAACAUCACCUUUGUAUUUUACCGUGAUAUUAAACACCUUCGAUGGCUUUUGCUACCAGAGUUACGUACGUUUAGUUUUCAAUGGUGAAAGUGAGAAUUUUCCUUUCUUUCACGAUACAUUCCGAUAAAGUGAAAGAAUCUGAUCAAAUUAAUUUUAUUAAGAAAAAAAAAAACACACACACUUAUCCCAUUUUUUACUCUUCGUUAAAUGUAUUAGAGCGUGAUAGAGUGCAUCAAGUUUUAAUCUUCUAAGGUGAAUCACACCGCCUGGCUGUCUGUGUGUGCCUCGUAUUAGACAAUGAAUGAAUAUCUAGACUUAAUGUUCUUCUAGUUGUUUCAAGCAUUAACUCGAUUUAUUUAACUUUUUUAAUUCUUACUAAAGGUAAAAUGUCAAAUGAACAGAUUUAUUUAUGCACAAUUUAAAUACACACGUGACACGAAAAUGUGGCAUUUUAUGCGCAAUGCUAAAAUUGAAUGAAGAAUUGUUAAUUUCACUUAGUUGUUUGUCAUUAUUACAAACAAACAUAUCUUAGCUUUAUUAUUAACACGAUGCGUAAAUACGUGAAAACACAUAAUUGAUACUUUCAUGUAUGUACCUCAAAACAAAUUUAUAAAUGGUUGAACUUAUCCUUAGAAAUGUCAUGUUAAAUGUUUCGCGAAUUGAAAAAAUAUCUUUCCUUAGCUUUUGCAACUAUCACAUGCGUUUCUCAAAAGCCAGUCAACUGUCUUUGAAUAUUACAAAUUUAAUUUCUUAUAUUUUUUACAUCCAAAAAGUAAUUUAUAUCUUUCUCCGUAAUUCUUGUAUAAAAUAUUAUAAAAAAAUAAAAUACCAAUGUGUUCAUAAUAUAUCACUGAAACAGACGAAAAUAAUUGGAAACUGUUUUGACGAAUAAACAAGUUAAAUAAGUCAAGAGGUUACCAUGAACUAUUAGAGGAACAUUACGUUUAUUUUUUCUCACAUGAAAAAAUUGAAUUUAUUCUGAAUGAAUAUCCGCUUAUUAACGUUUCUCCGGGCUCACGUUUUAAUACUAAAUGUCUUAUAUACAACACUCGUCGGCAAAGCUAUGAUAAUCGGGCUUAAGAGAUUAAAAAAAAGAAAAAGAAAAAAAAACUGUCAUCUGCAUGUUAACGCGUUUUACGUACGAUCGUAAUAGUCGUACCCACUUAUUAUUCACGUUAAAAAGGCCUAAGCAGUUGAUAGUUGGUGUCGGUCUAUAAGCAUAAACGGUUAAUUAAAUCUUACAAAUACUUAAACACCGCAAACAAAGACAAAAAGAACAAGAUAUAUUACUCUCGAAGUGUAGCUAGAAAGUUUGCUAUUAUAUAUAAAUCCGAUAAAACAGUUGUCAAUUUCAUGACGUGCACCAAGUAUACAUACGUAACGUAGCUUUCAAUAUUAAAAUCACAGGAGUGACGAACGUUGAAACUGUUGUGUGAAUAGACACGCACUCUGUUAAUCUCAGCCAUAAUCAAUGGAAAAAAAAAGGGGGGGAAAAAUCAGUCUUAGCUACAAAUUUUUUAACGAAGAAUAUUGCUGGUGCCGAUGAUACACGAAAGAGUAUAAAUGCGACGAUACCCAAUUUGGAUUUGUUUCGGACGAGAAUCUAUACGUAUGAGUGUGUGCUAGUACGCGUGAUAAGAACACAAUUCAGUUGGAAUAGUUGCUACAUAUAAAUGAUUCGUCUAAUCUAAGGCUAAGAGGAACUUUAUUAACGUUGUAAAUAGUUUGACUGUAUUCAUAAUUUCUUGUAUGUACGCGAGUGUCUUCUAUUACUCGUAAUUGUAUAUAUACAGUAUAGUAUCUCUGCAUUAACUUUACACAUAACGUAUUAAGCUUAUACAUUGUUGAGUUCGUUCAAAUUAUUGUGAUGCCAUGUUACGUUCUCACGUUGUAGACAACAAUCCAUUGUAUAGGGAUUCCCAAAAUUGUACAACCAACAAAUACGCGCAACUACCUCGUAACAAAGGAAAUCGAAAAGUCUGUUAUCGUUUUCCAAUCUGAGGCUUUAUUUUCGAGAUGUAAGUCAAUUUGUAUGAUUAAUCUUCCACUACAAUGACGCAUCAAAUAUAUUGGAGAUUUCUGGGAUAUUUACUGUCAACAGUGCAUUGUAGAUAAACGUGUAUCUAGUAUCUACCUAUACAUGUAAAUGUAUAGUAUUUAAAUAACCUUACUUAUUCGUAUUUUAAACGCAAAGCCUGAGAUUGCAAAUAUUAAAAAUAUUUUCGACUUCUUUUGCUGUGAGCUAUUUGCGUGUUUUGCUUCAUACGUAAUUUUGGGGGCAACUUCUUUAUUACGUUCAAUUUUGUUGUUUUUGUUUUUUGUAUUUUUCUUUAAUACAAUCAUCGUCAUUUUUUUCUGGAAUUUAAUGCAUCUUUUCUUUCGUAUCGCACUGUCAACAUCCUACAUGAUUCCUGACAUGAAUACAUUUAUAUUUUUAAUUAUGUCACCGCUUUUAAAAUUUCUGUUAAUAGUUCCUGUCAAAGUGGUUCCCUCGAAAGUCUGUUUAAAUGUAAUGCAAUUGAAUUAAUCACCAUUGCAUCUAUUUUCUAUCGAUUCUUUCGUGACAUAUUAUUAACAAAAUUUUCGUGUAUAUUAUAAGUAAAUGUGUAAGUAUUCAUCUUUAAGGUAACGCUAAUGCUAACAAAACAUGAGUGAGAUAAAACAGUGAAUAUGCAACGAAAUCUUAGACUCGGUCAGUCUAUUAGAUAAAAAAACGUUAAGUUAUUUCGCAAUAGGCGAACAAAUUAUGAUGAAAGUGAAUUGAUUUUCAUAAUUAGAUUGAUAAUAAGAUAUUUUUGAGGCUUUUUUCUUCAAAAUUCUUGUUAGAACAUUAGAUACAUACAUAUGUAAUUAGAUCUACAUCAGAGGAGUUUGAGUAAUAUUCUUUACAUUUUGUAUACUGAAAUAUUUUGUUAAAUCAAUGUUAUCAUCCUAACCAAAGCAAAUACAUAAUUGUUACUAAACAGAUUUCAAUCUCAUACAUAUUUCGAACAGUUUAAAAGACAUACUAAAUAUAUUAUCUACAUCUCAUUGGUAACUUUGUUAUAUUAUAAUAUCUUAAACUUGAACAUAGUCUCAAGAAAGUGUUCCUUAAAUUUCUUACACCCAAACUAAUACUCGAGAUCUAAUUCUCUAUGAAUACACAUGGAAGCCUGUGGAAAAAUUAUAAACUGCUUUAUAAAUCUGCAGAUAAUGAACAAAUUAGACUUUGAAUGUCAUAAGUUGUACUUGCAAUUUCAAAUGUGUAUGGUAUAGGUACAUUAGUUAUUUAAUUUUUCUUAGUCUUGCAGAUAAUAUGAAAAAAUUGCUCUUAAUGAAAUCACUUAUAUCUAAUAGUUUAAUACUGUCUUAUACUUUAAAUGUACCAAAUAAUGUAUUCAAUAAUACAUUCACUUGUAUUAUAAAGAUUUAAUUAAUCUGCUGAAUAUAUAUACAUCUUCUACUUCAUAUCAAUACACAAGGGCUUCACUUGAUCAAAGUAACCUGUAACGAAUCUAAUUUUCUGUGAUUAAUCGCUUAAUCGUGCUAUCAAAUGUAUCUUAUUAUCAAUUAUCUAAUUUAUUUUAAAUUGAUAGAUUAAUCUUCGCGACUGCAUCCUUUCAACACUGAUUAGCCAAGCAUAGCCUAGCAUAGGCACAAAUGUAAAACAGUGUUUCUUCAAUUGUCUGCUGAACGUAGAAACUACCAUAGCUUUUGAAGCAAUAGUCUAUGAACAAAUAUGAAUUCCAAAGCUAGCUCUGUUGAACUUACUCUUACAAGGAUUCCGAUGUCGCGAAACAUCACGAAUGCUAUAUUUCAUACAUCAGUACUUCCAUGGCGAGGGGUAUUUGCACUUUUAACGUACAUUGUAUAUAUAUGUAUAUGCGAAGUUAACGAUCGAACAAAUCAUUGAUCUCUUAUUGUAUAUUUUCGAAAUGAAAGAAAGAAGUUUCAAAGCAGACAGGCUAAAAAUCAAAAGCAACAGACAUUUCACGCUUGAAAUUUAUGCAGAAUUGUAUGUCAAAUAACUCUCGCCGAACUUGAACUUAACGAUGUUCUGAGUGUAUCGUUGUAACAAGGAAACAAUAAGUAAUAUUCUUAGCGAAUAUCGAUAAGCAUCAAAAUAAGUAAUAAUUACAAUUAAUGUGUUACCGACCUCUUAUCGAAAAACAAAUAUAUGUGUAACUUAAUAGAUACGAUGGUAAGUAUUAGAAAGUACCGAUAACCAAACAAAAAAAAAAAAUAAACAGCGGUGAUUAUGGAUGCUCUGACGGACAUACGAUGAAAAUGAUUCCACCAGAGGGUUAAUAGUCACCAUAGCAAAAGCGACAUAUCCACAAAGCUCGAUAUUACUGUUUAGAAAAGGGUAAACCGAACAAAUUAACCGAGAAUGAAGUCACGAAUGUAACAGUUGGUUUGAGGUGAUGACUAUUUACAUUUAAAUUGUUUUUCCAACGAUGAUGUAAUUUGUUUGUUUGUUCAGCAGCAUACGAUACCGAUAAUUAUGAUAAUGUGGUUUUUAUUCAGGAAAGAUGCAAAUUUAUAUAGAAGAAGAACAGUGUACGACUGCACGCCGAAAUAAAUUUAUCAACGUUAUGCUAAUUGCGACGUAUAGAUAGAUUAUCAUUAUACUGUAUAAUAAGUACACACUUAACUAAAAUCCGCAAAUGAUCAUUCGUUUGGAAGAUGAUUUGUGGCCGACGGAAGUCUGCAUAAAUUUCUAUUUUUUUGAAAUAACUAAUAGUUUUUCAUAUAAUUAUAAUUUUUGAUAUUCAAUUUGGAAUUCGUUCAAUUGUAAAAUCGAAACACGAAUUGAAAAGCAAAUGAAAAAAUAAGUUUUUUGAAAAACAUCAAAUGUAUCUAUUUUUCGAUUAAUUAUUUUUAAUAUUCGUUAGUUAUUCGAAUUUUGUCAUUUUCAAUUCGCAAAAAAAAAAAGAACAUUUAUAAACGGCACGUCAAAUGAAAUGAAAUAAAUAAUAAGAAGAGAUUGAACAAUGCUAAAAAUUGAGAAAUCUAUUUAUUUCUCCAUAGACAAAGGAGAAUCAAAUAUUGAAAAUUUACAUUU